Molecule: messenger RNA, 7036 nt
Organism: Lethenteron reissneri (Far Eastern brook lamprey)
Lineage: Eukaryota; Metazoa; Chordata; Hyperoartia; Petromyzontiformes; Petromyzontidae
Product: T-box transcription factor TBX18-like
Biological process (GO): cell fate specification; positive regulation of DNA-templated transcription; regulation of transcription by RNA polymerase II
Cellular component (GO): nucleus; chromatin
Molecular function (GO): DNA-binding transcription factor activity, RNA polymerase II-specific; RNA polymerase II cis-regulatory region sequence-specific DNA binding
Source: RefSeq, a predicted model, not a curated record
CACACGUGCGCCUGCUCGUCACCACUCCCAGCGCAUUCGACGUCUUCCUGCGCCGCGUCUCCGCGUUGACAGUUUUAACACCAAAAUUCAAUUACUCGGCAAACCCGUCGGCGGAGGCCAGGGGCGCCGUGGCUUAUUGCGAGUGGGGGGUGUGGGAGGUGUAAAAGUAAAAACACGAACGGUGUCCUUCGCUCCGCUACAGACGCCGUACGGGAGGAGUGGAGUGGAGGGGGGGGGGGCGGCUUCGUCCAGCAAGCAGUCGCCCGCGACACUUAGACAGGGAGUCGAACUUAGGUUGCCUGGCCCCGGGGGGGGUGGGGGGUGGGGGGCUGCUUUGUGUCGGGUCUCACUCCUCACUCCUGUCUCGCUCGCCUCGUCGCCACUCGGACUACGCCGGGUUCCUGCGAAAGGGCCCCGUUGUCGUUGAAGCGUUUUGCUUGUUUGAGUUGAGACUUUCUCAGACUGCGUCCUGAAGGAUUUCUAAUUUCGCGUGACGGCAACAGCAGCAGCAGCAGCAGCAACAUCAUCGUCAGCAGAAAGUUGCAGUCAAAGUUCCAGCAGCAGCAGUAUCAGCGGCAUCAUCAUCAGCAGCAAGCGAAAUACAAAAACAAAGUUCAGCAGCAGCAGCAGCGGCGGGAGUAGAAGCGGCAGCAACUGCUACCAAAACUCAAGCGACGAUCAUCAGCAGCAGGAACAGCGGCGGCAUUCUCGUCACUAACGGAAGCAAACACGCACCAGCAGCAGCAGGAGCAUUAAUAGAAACAGUUACUACUGCACCAUCAUCAUCAUCAGUCAAACAACUUCAGCAGUAAACACGCAACAGGCGCGAUAGCAGAAGCAUCCACGGGAACGAUACCAAACUUCCGCAACAGACGCAGCAACACAGCCGGCAGCGGAAGCAGCAUCGUCAUCAUCAUCAGCAACACUUGACGCAUCAUCAUCAGCAACAACAACAACUCUUGAAGCACCAUCGUCAGCAGCAGCAGUAGCACCAUCGUCAUCAGCAACAACAACACUUGACACAUCAUCAUCAGCAGCAGCAGCAGGAGGAACAGCAACAGCAGAAUCAUCAUCAGCAGCAGCAGCAGCAGGAGGAACAGCAACAGCAGAAUCAUCAUCAUCAUCAGCAGCAGGUAGAGGAACAGCUACAGCAGCAGCAUCAUCAUCAUCAGCAGGUGGAGGAACAGCAGCAUCAUCAGCAGCAGCAUCAUCAUCAUCAGCUGCAGCAGCGUCCUCCGCGAUGGCCGAGAAACGGCGUCUGGGUCCGGCGCUCAGCUCCCGCGCGCACGCCUUCUCAGUCGAGGCGCUCAUCGGGGUGAGCGCUCGCAAGCGCAGGAGGGACGGCGGCGGCAGCAACGAGAACGGAGAAGAGGACGACGAUGAGGAAGAGGAGGAGGAGGGCGAGGAGGAAGAGGAGGAAGGGGGGUACGAGGCGGAGGGGGACGAGGAAGAGGAGGAUGAGCGAGGGAAGAGCGCCGCGCUCGAGAAGACGCGCGGCGCCGCGGAGCGGGCGAGCGGCGGGGAGGAGCGGCAGAGAGCGGCCACAAGCCUCGACCUCCAGUCCACAUCGGGGUCCGAUCCCGUGAGCCCUCCCGUGGCCCCGGCUGACCGGGACGACUCCGUGGACACUGCCCGGGCUCCCGUGACCCCCGCCGCUCCUCCCACCGGCAUCGUCCCCGGCCUGGGACCUUCACAGGGGGCGCCGCCUCCUCCUCCUCCUCCUCCUUCCGAUCUGGCGGGUGUCCGCGUAGAGCUGCAGGGCUCCGAGCUGUGGCAGAGAUUUCACUCCAUCGGCACCGAGAUGAUCAUCACCAAGGCCGGACGGCGCAUGUUCCCCGCGAUUCGCGUGAAGGUGUCGGGGCUGAUGCCUCACCAGCACUACCACCUCGCCAUGGACAUCGUUCCCCUCGACAACAAGAGAUACAGGUACGUGUACCACAGCUCCAAGUGGAUCGUGGCUGGCAACGCCGACGCGGCACCCCCUCAUCGCCUCUACCUUCACCCGGACUCUCCGGCCUCGGGGGACACGUGGGCGCGCGGAGUGGUCAGCUUCGACCGAGCGAAACUCACCAACAACGAGCUGGAUGAGAGUGGACACAUCAUCCUCCACUCGAUGCACCGCUACCUCCCGCGCGUCCACGUGGUGCGCAAGGAGGCGGGCGGAGCGCACGCGGCGCCGUGCCCCACGGCGGACAACAGUCGCGCCUUCUCCUUCCCCGAGACGGUGUUCACCACCGUGACGGCCUACCAGAACCAGCAGAUCACGCGACUCAAGAUCGACCGCAACCCGUUCGCCAAAGGAUUCCGUGAGUCCGGACGGAAUCGCACGGGUCUCGAGGCGCUGAUGGACAGCUACACGCUGUGGCGACCCCCCGGGCGAGCGCUCUCCCUCGAGGAAGCGGCGGCGGGCGGGCGCCUCCACGCCACUCAAGCCAGCCUCCUGGAUGCCUCCCUCAUGGCCUCCGGCUUUGGAGCAGCACCACCACCGGGCCACCACCACCACCACCACAUGUUCUUGCCCACGAUGGGACCUGUGCACAUGGCUGGCUCUCCACACCCGCACGCCCACCACCACCACCAUCACCACGCCGCCGCCGCCGCGGCUGCCGCCGCCCAACAUCACCACCACCAGCAACAGCAGCAGCAACAGCAGCAGCAGCAUCAACAGCAGCAGCAACAGCAGCAGCAGCACCAAGCUCUGCUCGCCGCCCACCACCAUCACCACCACCACCACGCGCACCAGCACGGUCCAUCUCACGGCGAUCAGCAACCUCGUUUUUCCAGCCUGGCUUCUUGCUGCGCAGGAGGGGCAGGAGUAGGAGGAGGUGGCUCGGUCGGAGGGCAGACAGCAGCUGCAGCAGCUGCAGCAGCAGCAGGAGGAUGCACGGACAGUUUUGCGAGCGCGCUAGCCUUGCACGGGUCACGUGCCGGACUGCAGCACCUGGGGCUGCCCCGCUUGGGUCUUGCCUGCAGCAUCAGCCGCAAGGACGUGGCGCAGGCAGACGACGGCGCCCCCAUGUCGUCGUUCCAGCCGGCGCUGCCGUGUAUCAUGGCCCAGCAUGCAGCGCACGGGGCCGCCCUCAAAGACUUCUGCUCCUUCUUCCCUUGAACUCGUCAAGCAGAAUUAGCACACAGCCUCCUUCUCUGCACCACCCCCCCCACCACCACCACCGGCUACCAUCGCCCUAUGUCUCCUCUAGCCCCACACCUACCCCGCGCGUGAGACCCAUCGGCCGCACGCACGGCCUUCUGUUGGGGUGUGGGGUGCAUCUCAUCAUCAGCGUCGAUACGGGCAGAACUCUGAACCCCGGCGUCGACACUCAGUUGUCUCAUCAGCAGGAUGAUUAUUUCGUGUCGCGUGAAGCGGUUUUGUUUUAUUUUAUUUCUGUUGAAAACAAUUUGGGGUCGGAGUGUGGCUGCGAGCGAAAUGAAAUUGUAAUGAGUGUAAAGAUAAUUGCGAUUGUGUCACGUUUUGUGGACGCUGUUAGCUUUCAUUUUUUUCCUUCCACUGGCACAACCAAGCCCGGCACGGUUCGGGUGGGGCUAGGUUGUUUUUUUUCCCACUGCAAGAAGCCAAGCCACGCUGCUAAUGACGUCACGCGCAAUGAGCGAGUCGAGAUGCAUGUGGACGACGCGAGAGUGACGCCGUGUCCUCACGACGUACUGACAAUGAAAAGUAUUAACCCCGCCCCCUGGCCCUGCUCGGACCCGAGCUAGAUUCAGAUGUCUUCUUGUGAGGCCAGCGUAGCACGGGUUUGGUUCCGGCUCGCAAUCACCAACCGCCACCACCAACCAUGAGUCCCGCCCCCCGUGCUGGCUUGGCUCAGAUGUGCCAGUGGAAAAACCACCACCUGUACCGUGCUGGCCACGUACUGGCUCGGUUCAGAUGUGCCAGUGGAAAAGGGGUUGCUGUCAUACUUGCCAACGCCACCAAUUUACGCAGUAGGCUGCCGAUGGAAAAAAAUAUAUACACAUAUUUUUUAAACCGUAUACUGAUUUUCAACGCUAAUCAGACCAUUUCAUACAUUGUUUUAAAAACGAACGUCUACAAAAUUUUUGCUUUGAAAAUCGAUAUGCGGUAUAAGGGGCGAGUUUCAGGAUUUUAACAUUUCGGAUUUAAAUAAAAUAAUAUUGUAGGAUCAAAAACAUUUUUGUUCUUUUUUUUUACAUUUCCCCAAUGUGCGAAAAGUAAAAAAUACGCGUCUGCGCUCACGAUAGUGACCGCACCCUUGAGGCAGAGACCCACAGACUCACACGUGAGUGUUUGCCAAGCUAGUGACGUCACUUCCGUUUUUUUUGACAAAUCAAAAACAAGCAAAAAAACAAAACAGUUAUAAUGGCUCUAAAUUGCACUUAUGGGCCCGAUUUAAAAAUUUGUUUAUUUCGAACCGAUAUGAAAAUGUGGAGCACGUUUCUAGCAAGCGGUGAAAUGGGCCUCAAAUGUUUGGCAUCGGACUACUUGCGUCAUUGGAGGAGUUGACGAGUCGGGGACUCUUCGGCACAAAGACUCGCUCAGAAUUGACGAGCGACACGCGGCGUUGUCAAGUUACCAAACAUAUUGGGGAGGGGAGGUGGGGGAGGAGGGGGUGCUGGUUGACUGGUGUGGUUAUAGUUAGAGGGUUAGAGGUAAGGAUAGUUUCUAGUUGGCUAAUGUGAGUAGGGUUAGGGCUCGUGUCUUAUUGGCUAGUGUGGCUAGGGGUAGGGCUCGUGACUGAUUGGUUAGUGUGGUUAGGGGUAGGGCACGUGACUGAUGGGCGAGUGUGGUUAGGGGUAGGGCACGUGACUGAUGGGCGAGUGUGGUUAGGGGUAGGGCACGUGUCUGAUUGGUUAGUGUGGUUAGGGGUAGGGCACGUGACUGAUGGGCUAGUGUGGUUAGGGGUAGGGCACGUGACUGAUUGGCUAGUCUGGUUAGGGUCAGGGCUCGUGUCUGAUGGGCUAGUGUGGUUAGGGGUAGGGCACGUGACUGAUUGGUUAGUCUGGUUAGGGGUAGGGCACGUGACUGAUUGGUUAGUGUGGCUAGGGGUAGGGCACGUGACUGAUUGGUUAGUUUGCUCUGCCUCCUGUUCGCAAUGUGCCCCUCCCCCAAUACCAACGAUGCAGUUUUGAAUUUUCAUUCUCUCCACUUUGUGAGUGGCCAAUCACAGUGGCGCGAAUUCCACUCGCCCGCAACAAACACGUGUAAUUUGAAAAACAAAACCGAUAUUGAAAAAUAAUGAAGACACUUGUACAGGAAAGUAAAAUCCACAACAACAACAACAACGUCAUCGUCACCAAUGAUUGCCAGCGCAUGUGUAAAAAAAUGCUUUUGGAACUUUGUCUUUUUUUUAAAACGAACUUAUGCCACAUGGGGCGUGGGGAGAGAUCCGAUGCGAUCGGGCAGAGAUAAUUUUGCAUGAACCUGACCUGGAUAUCCCUCCAGGAGGUCACCGCUAGCAUCCUCACAGAGGCCCCAAGCUGUCGCGACCAUGGUUAGGCCUCAACCACAACACGACCAACAACGACACCAACAACAACGACACCAACAACAACGAUACCAACAACAACGAUACCAACAACAACGAUACCAACAACAACGACACCAACAACAACGAUACCAACAACAACGACACCAACAACAACGACACCAACAACAACGACACCAACAACAACGACACCAACAACAACGACACCAACAACAACGACACCAACAACAACGACACCAACAACAACGACACCAACAAAAACGACACCAACAACAACGAUACCAACAACAAGGACACCAACCGUCUUCUUCUCACGCUACGUUGAUCACGAGGGUGGGGCUUUGUAAAGAGUGGUGUUUUGUUGAUUUAGCCAGGUGUUUAACCAGGUGUUUAACCAGGUGUGUAACCAGGUGCUUAGCCAGGUAUUUAAAAAGGUGCUUAGCCAGAUCACUGCGGGUCGGUGGAGGUGCGGGGCUCAGGUGUCAGUACUUAGGACCCAUCCACGUUGAGUAGGGCUCGUGUCUGGUGUGCUAAGUGUUGAUACGUCAACUGAGUACGUAAACUGAGUACAGUAACUGAUACAUUAAGACCUAAAGCCAGACGGAUGAUGAUGAUGAUGAUGGAGACCUUGAAGCGUUAUGUGCUUGUCCGCGCAACAUUUUUACUGUCUGGCAUAGGGAAGGAAGCGAUGGGGAAUAGGUGAUGAUGGUAUCAAUCAAAGCAAUAUAUUGACAACAACAAUGGCUUCAACAACAUAAACAACAAUGACAAUCAACAACAAUAACGAUCAAUAACAAUGACAACUACAAUAGCGAUGAACAACAAUGACAAUCAACAACAAUAGAGAUAAACAACAAUGACAAUCAACAACAAUAGCGAUGAACAACAAUGACAAUCAACAACAAUAGCGAUGAACAACAAUGACAAUCAACAACAAUAACGACGAACAACAAUGACAAUCAACAACAAUAGCGAUGAACAACAAUGACAAUCAACAACAAUAACGACGAACAACAAUGACAAUCAACAACAAUAGAGAUAAACAACAAUGACAAUCAACAACAAUAGCGAUGAACAACAAUAACAAUCAACAACAAUAACGACGAACAACAAUGACAAUCAACAACAAUAGCGAAGAACAACAAUGACAAUCAACAACAAUAGCGAUGAACAACAAUGACAAUCAACAACAAUACCGACGAACAACAAUGACAAUCAACAACAAUAACGACGAACAACAAUGACAAUCAACAACAAUAGAGAUAAACAACAAUGACAAUCAACAACAAUAACGACAAACAACAAUGACGAUGAACAACAACAACAACAGUGAACAGGAGCAAUGACAUCACCAGCAUCAACAACGCACACUGAACUCGCUUGGAGCCGUACGAGAGUGGAGCGUCGUUUAAUUGUAACGAGUUUAUCGAUAUUAAUUAUUGUUUAGUUUUGCAAUUUCUGCGCCCCCCCCCCCCCCCAGCCACGUUCCCGUCCCGUCUUCCUCUCCACCUCCUGUUUCGUUUUUUUGUAUAUUUAAUGAUUUAAUCACAAUAAAUAACUGAACGUGGCUUUCA